Messenger RNA from Benincasa hispida (wax gourd), 912 nucleotides. RefSeq names its product acyl-acyl carrier protein thioesterase TE3, chloroplastic-like. Gene Ontology annotation, cellular component: chloroplast. NCBI's taxonomy places the organism in Eukaryota, Viridiplantae, Streptophyta, Magnoliopsida, Cucurbitales, Cucurbitaceae. The record is from RefSeq and is a predicted model, not a curated record. Gene Ontology annotation, molecular function: fatty acyl-[ACP] hydrolase activity.
UUAACAUUUCCGAAAUUCUGAUGCAUGAAGGAGAGAAUUAAGUGAGAAAUUAGAAGAUAUGUUGCAGUUUCAAGCAGCUUCCAUGAAUCCAAUGAUUCAAUUCUCACCUACCAAACCCAAAUUCCCUUCUUCUUCGCCACUUUUCUGCACCAAAACCCAAACCUCUGUUUCUCAAACAUUUUCCAAUAGUCAGAGUUACAAGAUGGAUUGUUUCCAAGAAUUUGAACUAAAAGUUCGUGAUUAUGAGCUGGAUCAGUUCGGUGUUGUCAACAAUGCUGUUUAUGCAGAUUAUUGCUACCAUGGUCGCCACGAACUGCUAGAAAGGAUUGGGAUGAGUCGUGAUGCAAUUAUUGAGAGAGGGGAUUCCUUAGCGCUAUCAAACUUGUCUUUGAACUUCCUUUCACCACUUCGAAGUGGAGACAGAUUUGUUCUUAAGGUCAGGUUCCCCAGAAUCUCAAGAGCUCGCAUCUACAUUGAGCACUUAAUUUUCAAGCUUCCAAAUAUGGAGCCAAUCUUGGAGGCAACGGGUACUGCAGUUUGGCUUAAUAAAAGUUAUCGUCCGGUGCGUAUCCCACAAGAAUUUCUAUCCAAAUUGGAUCAAUUUGUUCGGGAUCACGAGUCGAGGUGAUCGACUUUGAGGUGAUUUAUUAUCUUCUGGAGAAGGCCAAAGGAGAUGUUUUGCUUUUGGCUGAGAGAAUACAAUGGAGAAAAUAUCUGAUUCAUAUGCUAAAAUGCAUUUUAACGAAUUCUUGCUUUCUCUCAUAUACUCAUACCAUAACUACUCAAACAGUGUGAUACAUACAUAAACAACAUCACUCUGAUUUGCAUUAUGUUUUGCAGUAGUAUAAAGUAUAUUGCUCCAUGAAACGAACUUGUUAGACAUGAUCUAUUCUAUAAGUUAGUACCUUUGUA